This is a messenger RNA of Manis pentadactyla (Chinese pangolin), 1156 nucleotides long. Its product is annotated as 17-beta-hydroxysteroid dehydrogenase 13. The coding region runs from base 113 to 1015 and encodes 300 amino acids. Lineage: Eukaryota; Metazoa; Chordata; Mammalia; Pholidota; Manidae. The record is from RefSeq and is a predicted model, not a curated record. The transcript is spliced from 7 exons. Gene Ontology annotation, cellular component: lipid droplet. Gene Ontology annotation, molecular function: oxidoreductase activity, acting on the CH-OH group of donors, NAD or NADP as acceptor.
GCCACUCCCAUCAACACUUGCAGCACAGCUCUCCCCUGGAGAUCCAAGCAGAGGGCAGAUCUUUGCUGGGACUAGGCAAGUCCUAAGCCCAAGGAGAACACGGAGCAGAGCCAUGAGCAUCGUCUUGGAUAUCCUCCUGCUUCUGACCACCAUCAUCUACUCCUAUUUGGAGUCCUUGGUGAAAGUUUUCAUUCCCCAGAGGAGAAAAUCUGUGGCUGGUGAGAUUGUUCUCAUUACAGGAGCCGGGCAUGGAAUAGGCAGGAUGACUGCCUAUGAAUUUGCAAAACGGAAAAGCAGACUGGUUCUGUGGGAUGUUAAUAAGCAUGGUGUUGAGGAAACUGCAGCUGAGUGCAGAAAACUAGGGGCCACUGUGCAUGUAUUCGUGGUAGACUGCAGUAACAGAGAAAUGAUUUAUAACUCUGUGAACCAGGUAAAGAAAGAAGUGGGUGAUGUAACCAUCAUAGUGAAUAAUGCUGGGAUAGUAUAUCCAGCUGACCUUCUCAGUACCAAGGAUGAAGAAAUUACCAAAACCUUUGAGGUCAACACCCUAGGACAUUUUUGGAUCACAAAAGCACUUCUUCCAUCAAUGAUGAAGAGAAAUCAUGGCCACAUAGUCACAGUGGCUUCAGUGUGUGGCCACGGAGUGAUUCCUUAUCUCAUUCCAUAUUGUUCCAGCAAAUUUGCUGCUGUUGGUUUCCACCAAGCUCUGACAUCAGAACUUGCAGCCUUAGGAAAAACUGGUAUCAAAACUUCGUGUCUCUGCCCAGUGUUUGUGAAUACUGGGUUCACCAAAAACCCAAGUACAAGAUUGUGGCCCAUACUAGAGACAGAAGAAGUUGCAAGAAGCUUAAUAGAUGGAAUACUUACCAACAAGAAAAUGAUUUUUGUUCCAUCUUACAUAAAUAUCUAUUUAACACUAAUGGGAUUUCUUCCUGAACGUGCCAUUGCAGCUAUAAAUCAUUUACAGAAUAUUCAGUUUGAAGCAGUGGUUGGCCAUAAAACCAAAAUGAAAUGAAUAAGUAAGCUCCAGCCAGAGAUGUAUGCACCCUAAUGAUAUGGAUCUAAGUUUAGAGUCAAUGCUUCAAAGCUUUAUUUCACAUUUUUCAAUGUUGUUAAUAUUAAAAACACUGGCUUGGCAUUAGCAGCAGUUGAAUGA